Periophthalmus magnuspinnatus is the source of this 889-nucleotide messenger RNA. RefSeq names its product transmembrane protein 187 (gene tmem187). Gene Ontology annotation, cellular component: transport vesicle. The coding region runs from base 56 to 820 and encodes 254 amino acids. The record is from RefSeq and is a predicted model, not a curated record. Lineage: Eukaryota; Metazoa; Chordata; Actinopteri; Gobiiformes; Gobiidae. The transcript has a single exon.
UUUAACAGAGCUAUGACCUUUUCAUUUGUUUGUUUCAUGUAGAUAUUUAACAAUAAUGAAGGCUGCCUUAGUUCAUGUAAUUGUGCCUUUUGUCUUUUGCACAGCACUGGCGCACACUGCACUUUUUGACGAGGUAAAAGUGGACUUAAUUUACGAUCACUACGCUGAAAAAACUGUAGAUUACCUCCCAUUUUUGAUCGCCAUGCCUUUCAACUCUUUGGUCAACAUUGCCUAUGUGUUAAUGGGAUUUUCGUGGCUGCUGAAAUACAAGGAUAAAAGUGAAACCAAAGACGAUAGAUACAUGAGGGAGGUUUUUGCGUUAAUGGCCAUAUUUUACGGACCUGUCCAGUGGUGGCGCUUGGCUCUACUCACGCGCACUGCUGCUGUUUUGGACCAGUGGUUUACUCUGCCUAUUUUCGCUUGGGUCCCCAUUUGGAUCAGCUUUAUACAAGGCAAAACAACCAAAAACCACGCACUGGUGGUUGAACUUUGCUCCAUUUUAAGCUACGGUCUUUCCCUCAUAUUUGACUGUGGAUUUGAAAGUGCUCUGGGGUGCCAUGUCCUCUUAGCCAUUUACAAGGGAACACAAGUCCACCUGCGCUUUGGAAAUCGCCAAACAUUUCAAUAUUUGGUCCUAGCAGUGCUGUCCUGCGCUGGUUUUGUGCUGCUGAAAUUACUGGAUCAUUGGCUUGCCCAGUUUUGGAUUUUCCAGAGGAUAACGGGACAUUUUUGGUCCAAAGUUUGUGACGUACUGCAGUUUCAUUAUAGUUUUUGCUUUUUGACGACACUGACGCAAAUUACGCACAAAGCAAAAGACUAAAGAGGACUGCUGUUCGAGAAAUGCAAAUAAAUGUCAGAAUAUUAUAGUUUCAUAUAUUUUAUUUGUGCU